AUGAACUCCACAAUUCAACAGCUGGAGCUUCAGGGAAACGCUAUCUACACAGAGGGCAUCUCACGAUUAGCUGCUGCCUUACCCAAAAACCGCACGCUACAGCAUCUGGAUCUGGGCCACAACCAGCUCGGCAUCCAUGGGGCCGAGCUCCUUUCGCCGGGCUUGCCGGGGUCAUCGCUGACAAGCCUGAACUUGAGCGGCAACAGAAUCUGUGGAGCUGGCGCGCAGCAUAUUCUAUUGAGCACCAAAGACGCAGGUGCGAUGGCUUACCUGGAUCUGGCUAUGAAUGAGAUUGGCUCGCAGGGCAUUGAGCUGAUGUGCCCGGCACUGGCAGAAAAUGGCACCGUGACGAGCCUGAACCUGGGAGGUAACCGCAUAGACGCGGAGGGCGCCGAACGUCUCUGCAGCGCGAUUUCUGAGAAUGCAGCGUUGCGCAUCUUGAUACUGGGAAAGAAUGAAAUCGGGGAGCAGGGUGCUGCUUCCGUGGCCGACAUGCUGAAGCGGAACGGUCGGCUGACAUGCCUGGACCUCACGGGCAACAGCAUUGGCGACGUGGGCACGAAGCACAUUGCCACUGCAAUCGAGACGCACCGGAGCUUCAAAAGCCUUGCCCUCGCUCACAAUGCUAUCUCUGACCAGGGCGCCGGUUUCCUGGCGUCUGCAGCGCACGUGGUGCCGCUGUGUUCCCUGGCUUUGGCAGGGAAUGCGAUUGGCGAUGAUGGAGGCACCCAGUUGUUGCAAGCAGCAGGGCAGAAUCCGGAGCUGGUGGCCAUAGACCUGCUGUAUAACAACCUCAGUCCUGAGAUGGCCGACUCCAUAGAGAAGCUCAUGAGCGAUAGGCCCUGGGCACCCUGGGCAACCCAGACAGUGACCAAGACAACUGCCAGGUGUGCGGUGGCUGUCAAGAUGCACACCUUCUCCUGCUUUGCGACGGAUGCAACGCUGGGCACGCGCAUGCAGCAUGUGCAGCAUGAGGAGACUGAGUCCAGGUGCGAAAAUGAGCGAGGCAUAAGGAAUCCUUCCCCACAAGUCCCCGCCUUGGACGCCGAGGCGUCGGUUGCCCCUGCUUCCCAGAUCUUCCAUGAAGCAUCACGUGCCAUCAUGUACCACAAGAAGCUUCUCAGGGUGAUCGACCUCGUCGUCGACUGCGUCCAUGCACAGGCAUACCUGGCGAUCCUCCCUGACCGACUCUGUUUCCGAGCAUUGUGCUUUGAGACGGUUCUAAGGCUUGAGCGCAAAUUGCUGGAACCUCAAGAGGAGUCUGUCUCCGAGGAGGCUGGCGCCCGAAGCCAGGCAAAUCAAAAUGAGACACUUCCUCGAAUAGAAGGGGAUGCCUAUUCCCUUGCGGACGAGCCAGAGCGAGGUGAUGUGAGCGGCGUUGUGCAGUCCUGUUUGGAGGGCUCCUUAUCCCUGAAGCAGGCAGUGAAGGACGAGGCAAUCGACCCAGAGGAGAUCAAAGCCAUCAUGGCCCGCCUCGGGCGUUGCGCCAGUGGAGGCUCCUCUUUGAUGAAGCACCUCUUCAUUGACCAGGAUGCGCCCUUCACCUUUCACGGCCAAAUGCCGGGUGAGGACAAGGACAAGAAGUUUGCAUUAAGGCCCUGGGCAGAGGCGGAUGCAGCCUGCACGCCGGCAGCCGAACGGGCUGCUGGAGCUUCUUCACCGGAUGAUACCGCACAUUUGCUGACAGAGGCAGGCCACUGCCUGGAGACCAUUGGCAGAGCCAUGGUGAUGACUCCAGUGCGCCAGGGCGGACUUUCCAGUGCUGUCUGGAUGACGGCUCCUGUACUUGCUGCACUCCGCCCACAAGCAGAGGCUCGGCUGCGCAAUGCGAGCUUCUUGUGA
This is a messenger RNA of Symbiodinium natans, 1842 nucleotides long. The record is from the annotation of a GenBank genome assembly. NCBI's taxonomy places the organism in Eukaryota, Dinophyceae, Suessiales, Symbiodiniaceae.